AUGGAGAGGGCAUCGGAAGAAAUCCAGAUGCUGCGGGUCCUGAAAGUUUCGGGCGACGAAGCCUUUGCAAUACCAGCUGAGGAGUUCAAUGUUAAGUUCAACGAGUUGGAACGCCCUGUCCGCGCAUUCAAGCGACAUUUGCAGAGCGUGUGUGGGGAGCCACGAUUUAAGCAGCGGCUGCUACUGGAAGAUGGGACUGUCUUAUGCGACGAUUCGAAGAUUGAAGCUGCACAGAUCCAGCUUGUGCUCUUGAGCUAUCGUGCUUCUGAAUCCGCCACGGAAGAGGCAGAGCUCAUGACUGCUGCUCAAGACAACGAUGUGGAGAAGUUGGAAAGCCUUCUCCAGCGACCUUUGCAUCCGGACAGUUGUCGUGUGGCGCCUGCUGCCCUUGCGGCACGUGGCAUUGAACGCACCACGCCCUUGGCUUGGGCCUGUUACCAGGGCCACUGCGAUGUUGCGAUCUUGUUGCUGGAGGCCGGUGCUGUAAUGCAGAAGACCGAUAACAAAGGUCGUGCCGCCAUCUCGUGGGCUUGCGUCGGAGGAAGCCUUGAGGUGGUGUGCAUGUUGCUGGAGGCCGGUGCAGACCUGGAGCAUUCCGACGAUCAUGGCAGGACGCCAUUGGCUUUGGCUUGCGUUGAGGGUCAUGUGGAAGUCGUGCACCGCUUGCUGGAGGCAGGUGCCGACAGAGACAGAGCCGACGUCUUCGGGACCUCUCCUUUAGCGAUGGCUUGCAGUCAGGACCGCUUGGAAGUGGUCCGGCUCUUGUUGGAUGCUGGCGCCAAGAAAGACACGGUGGACCACGAGGGUGAAACCCCUCUUUCUUGUGUCUGCAAGCAAGGCCGCUUGCAAAUCGUCCGCCUCUUGCUGGAAGCGGGGGCCGCCAUGGAGAGGGUGGACUAUGAUGGAAGCGUAUUUCUCAAGGUGGUCGCCGUGUCCUGGGGUCCCCAGGGCAAGGCACUGGUUGCCGACAUCGCCUGCCGGGGAGUGCAGGCGGUGGAUGUGGGCCGCUUGCUCUUCGAGCUGCAUGGCCACCUAGGCAUGAGCAUGGUGGAAGAGCUAUCGCGACGUGGAAAGAUGCGCUUCGCACUGGGCCUUCGGAGUGAGAAUUUGGCACU
Molecule: messenger RNA, 1115 nt
Organism: Symbiodinium sp. CCMP2456
Lineage: Eukaryota; Dinophyceae; Suessiales; Symbiodiniaceae
Source: the annotation of a GenBank genome assembly